AUGGAUGUUCCAAUCAUGGUUGGAGAUUGCUACAUCCCUGCUGAUUUUGUAGUUCUUGAGCUGGAACACCAACCUAAAGACCCUCUUAUCUUGGGAAGGCCAUUCCUAGCUACUGCAGGAGCUAUAAUAGAUGUCAAGAAUGGAAAGAUUGACUUGCAUCUUGGAGAUAUAGUGAUGAAUUUCGAAGUAAACAAGUCUAUGGAGAAACCAACUGUAGAUGGUCAAGCUUUUUGGAUUGGAGAGCUCGCAGAGACAAGAGAAGAAGUGCUGGAUGAACUCCUUCUUAUUGAUCCCUUGGAGCUAGCUUUGACAAAGGCUGAGAAUGAGUAUGGAUACAUGGAAAGAGAAGCUCAAUGCUUAGUCAAGUUCAUGGAUUCAAAGGAAGCUUAUAAAGAGCUGAUAGCUUAUAUGGACUUAGAGAGAGAAGAGGAAGAGCCAGACAUUGACAAGAAGAAAUCACAAACCAAGUUAAGAAUCUCACCUGAACUAUGCACACAUCGCAUCAUCCUGGAGGAUGAGUCUAGUUCUUCAAUUGAACACCAAAGGAGGCUAAACCCAAACCUAAAGGAAGUUGUCAAGAAGGAGAUAAUGAAGCUAUUGAAAGCUGGAGUGAUUUAUCCAAUAUCAGAUAGUGCAUGGGUCAGCCCUGUACAUGUCGUGCCAAAGAAAGGAGGGAUCACAGUCAUCAAGAAUGAACAUGAUGAGCUCAUUCCAACAAGAACAAUCACUGGACACAGAAUCUACAUUCCAAAGGUGUAUGAUGUCCAUAUUCACAGAUCUAUAGAAGAGAUUAUGGAGGUUUUCAUGGAUGAUUUCUCAGUAUAUGGUUCUUCCUUUGAAUCAUGUUUGGGGAAUCUUGGAAGAGUGCUACAGAGAUGUGAAGACAAGCACCUAGUUCUAAAUUGGGAGAAGUGCAUUUAUGCCGCCCAAGACAGUAAAGAUAUCAGAAGCUUCCUAGGACAUGCUGGAUUCUACAGGAGGUUCAUUAAAGAUUUCUCACAGAUAGCAAGGCCGCUAACACGCCUACUAUGCAAGGAUAUUAACUUUGAGUUCACAGAGGAGUGUCACAAGGCUUUCACUAAGAUCAAAGAUGCAUUGGUCAGUGCGCCAGUGGUUCAACCUCCAAACUGGGAACUACCUUUUGAGAUAAUGUGUGAUGCAAGUGAUUAUGCAGUAGGAGCAGUGCUUGGACAAAGAAAGGACAAGAAGCUACAUGUGAUCUACUAUGCCAGCAGAACACUUGAUGAGGCACAAUGCAAGUAUGCCACAACAGAAAAGGAGCUUCUAGCUAUUGUCUUUGCAUUUGAGAAAUUUCGAUCAUACUUGGUGGGAUCGAAAGUUAUAGUUCAUUCUGAUCAUGCAGCAUUAAGGCCAUCACAGCCAGGAACAAAGAUCUCAUCAUCAAACACACCAUGGUUUCGCCACAUAGCAAACUUCCUUGCAGCUGAAUACCCACCACCAAACUUCUUUGGCUACAGAAAGAAGAAAUUUCUGCGUGAUGUAAGAAGGUAUUACUGGGAUGAACCUUACUUAUACAAGAAAUGUUCAGAUGGAAUGUUUAGAAGAUGCAUCCCUGAGGAAGAAGUAGAAGGAAUAUUGUUUGCUUGUCAUAGUUCUAGCUAUGCAGGCACUUUGCCACUUACAAGACAGUAUCCAAGAACAGAUGAGGAAUUCCGUCUUCAUAAUCUCCAAGGAGACCUGGAUCUAAAGACUAUGGGGACGCCACGAAGGAGGAAGACGUCUCUACCCAACUGUGAGGACCCAUUCCCUUGUAAGAAGAAACAGUGA
Microthlaspi erraticum is the source of this 1788-nucleotide messenger RNA. The record is from the annotation of a GenBank genome assembly. Lineage: Eukaryota; Viridiplantae; Streptophyta; Magnoliopsida; Brassicales; Brassicaceae.